CCAAAAUGUGAAAAACUUUAGAACUGUCAUCAGAAUAUAUCAGAACGUUUCAAUUGGCGGCUUUCUCUCUCUCUCUUCAGGAAGACAAAGUUUCGAACUCGAGCAAUGGCGGUGGAUACUCCUGCUGGAGUAAUCAUCAUCGCUACGGUACUUUUACAAGCUGCCGCAACCAUGGUAGUAUGCGGCGGCUCCGACGCGGUUCUGAAGCUGGAGAGAUUGAUACCACCGAACCACGAACUUGGUCUAAAUGAGCUCAGGGCUUUUGAUUCAGCUCGCCAUGGAAGGUUAUUGCAGUCUCCCGUCGGCGGCGUUGUUAAUUUCCCGGUUGAUGGAGCCUCCGAUCCGUUUCUCGUUGGGCUUUACUAUACAAAGGUUAAACUUGGGACACCUCCGAGAGAAUUUAAUGUUCAAAUUGACACUGGAAGUGAUGUUUUAUGGGUUAGCUGCACUUCUUGCAACGGCUGCCCCAAGACCAGUGAACUACAAAUUCAGCUAAGUUUCUUCGAUCCUGGAAUUUCAUCCUCGGCUUCGUUAGUUUCAUGUUCAGACAGGAGAUGUUACUCAAAUUUCCAGACAGAAUCGGGCUGUGCUCCCAACAAUCUUUGUUCCUAUUCGUUCAAGUAUGGUGAUGGAAGUGGCACUUCUGGUUACUACAUCUCAGAUUUCAUGUCCUUUGAUACUGUUAUCACCAGUACAUUGGCUAUCAAUUCCUCGGCUCCCUUUGUCUUCGGGUGUAGCAAUUUACAAACUGGAGAUUUACAGAGGCCGAGGAGAGCAGUAGAUGGCAUCUUUGGGUUAGGACAAGGGAGCUUAUCUGUAAUUUCACAGCUUGCUGUGCAAGGACUUGCACCACGAGUAUUCUCUCACUGUCUCAAGGGAGAUAAAAGCGGUGGAGGUAUAAUGGUUUUAGGUCAAAUUAAGAGGCCAGAUACUGUCUAUACCCCCCUUGUUCCAUCACAGCCACAUUAUAAUGUGAACCUGCAGAGCAUUGCUGUGAACGGUCAGGUCUUACCGAUUGAUCCAUCUGUAUUCACAAUAGCCACUGGGGAUGGGACGAUAAUUGAUACAGGGACGACUCUUGCUUAUCUUCCAGACGAAGCUUAUAGUCCAUUUAUCCAAGCUAUUGCAAAUGCUGUUUCGCAAUACGGGCGUCCCAUUACCUAUGAGAGUUACCAGUGCUUUGAUAUCACAGCUGGUGACGUUGAUGUCUUUCCCGAAGUUAGUUUGAGCUUUGCUGGUGGUGCAUCAAUGGUCUUAAGACCGCGUGGGUAUCUUCAGAUUUUUUCUAGUUCAGGAAGUUCAGUAUGGUGCAUUGGUUUCCAGAGAAUGUCGCAUCGCCGCAUAACAAUUCUUGGCGGUAACGACUAAUUAUUAUUUGUAUCAAGUGAAAUUGAAACAGUGCAACUAUUUUAAAUGGUGGAUUUCUUUGCAGAUUUGGUUCUUAAGGACAAAGUGGUGGUCUACGAUCUAGUUCACCAAAGGAUUGGAUGGUCAGAAUACGACUGUUCUCUGGAGGUAAACGUUUCAGCGUCAAGAGGAGGACGAAGCAAAGACGUUAUAAACACUGGACAGUGGAGAGAGAACGGUUCGGAGAGUAUAAAAAGAAGAAGGUAUCACCUGUUACAAGUAGUAGUAACAUUACUUGUCCAUCUUUUUGCUCGCUUCUUGUAGCUUCGACUAGCAUUCACAUCAAUCCACUGUGGUUGGACUUUUGUAUUCUUAUAUUACUGUAACUUAAUCACAGAUGUAUCACUAAUUUAAUUCUUACUUACUACCACCACACCACCCACCACUUCUCUC
Molecule: messenger RNA, 1800 nt
Organism: Camelina sativa (false flax)
Lineage: Eukaryota; Viridiplantae; Streptophyta; Magnoliopsida; Brassicales; Brassicaceae
Source: RefSeq, a predicted model, not a curated record